Molecule: messenger RNA, 2361 nt
Organism: Symbiodinium sp. CCMP2592
Lineage: Eukaryota; Dinophyceae; Suessiales; Symbiodiniaceae
Source: the annotation of a GenBank genome assembly
AUGGCCAGUGUUGGCGUCCCCGUAGCGGAAGUGACCGCGUUGCAAUUGGAUGCGACACACUGGUAUCAGAAUGUAAAGGCUAACCCCUCGAAAGGCAAGAUGGCGAAGGCCUAUACCGCCACGCUGAAACUGGCGAACGGAGGCAGCCUCACCGACGUGGUGGAGUAUCGAGCCAGCGGGCAGGGUCGCAAUUGCUAUUUCUUCACGAAUCAUCGUUUAGUGCUGAAGAUUUUCGUGGACCCGAGCGAGCAGUGGGGCGCGCACGAGUCGGAAGAACGGGGCUUGCAGUUGUGGCAGCCAAGGCUGCCGAAACACAUUCCUGCGUUCUUCGGGAGGUUCAUCGUCAACGCGCAGACCCACUCGGGGUUUCAGCGAGCGGAUGCGAUAUUGGUUGGCAAGGCGGGUCCCACUCUGGAGUCCGUCUUGGAGGGAAUCGACGGAAGCGAUUCGGAGUCUAUGCGUCAGAAGGUUCGGCAACACUUCUUCCUGCUGGUUUCGGCGUGCAAGAACGCGUUCGACGCGGGUCUGCGCUUCUAUCCUGACAUGCACCCGCGUAACGUCUGCCUGGACGAGACACUCGAGCAGUACAUGUUCGUGGAUCUGGACACGUUGCUAGAUGUGGAGCCUCAUCUGACUUUUGCCGAUUGCAUGAGGAAAGCUAACAAAUUUCUUACCAAGCAAGCAUCGUUUCCACAGGGCCCGGCCUUCGCUGCGUUCAAGCAGUUGGCAAACACUUGCAUCGAUGAGAAUUGGGGGAGAAUGUCGGACCUGACAUGGCUCCAUAGCCAGCUGGAGUUGCCGGACAGAUAUCCACCCGCCGCGCCGUCUGAUCCGCCGGCCCCGCUUCCGCCGGCGGCCUUUCCAAAUGUGCAAACACAAGAACCGCCGCCGGCGCCUGCCGUCGAGACAGCAUGGGAUGAGCCGAGCGCUUCAGCUGCCGAUCCAUAUCGCCGAAGCAGCACUUCUGCGACCGUCUCGGCUCCUGACGUCUCUGCGACGGCAAGCGGCGCACCUGACCGCCAUGCUUCAUUGGAACCGCCCUCGGCGGCAAUCUCCAACCCGUCUCAGGAGCAAAGGUUCGUUCAGCUUCUCGCUGCGACAGCUGAAAAACUGGAGGUACCUGCUGGCACAAUGGCGGAAGUCACGCGCAGAGAUGACGUGAAGGAAAUGCUCUAUGUGCGGCUUGCGGAGGCUGCGGCGCCGCAGGUGACAAGGCCGACCAACGAGGUACCGGAGGGGAAGCGCCCUGCGGUUCCAACUUCAUCUUCUGGCGGCGCAAACGUGCCGGUGCCGAUGGCUGGACUCGUCGAGCGGGGACAGAAGCAGAAACGCCCUCGACUCAUGAUGCGCCGCAACAAGACUGCGAAGCAGGUAAGCGAGCCGGAGCUGCCGCCCUCGACCUCGAACGAGUUGCCUUGCUCGCUGUCAGUAUGCGAGCCGGAGAACGCGGCCGGUCAUUAUUCGCUGCUUUGGAAUGAGCUGGUGACCGUCAGCAAACAGCAGGAGACGUCGCAUAUCAUUGAUGGUUCGGUGAAGAUCGUAUUGUCUGUUCGGUCCGGCACGAAAGCCGAUGGCUGCAACUGGCCUGGCCUCGAUCUGAGAGCAUCGGUGACUUGCUGUUGCCCGGGCGGCGGCAAGUUGACUCCUGACCAGGCUUUGCAGAGGCAGAGUCUGUUCGAGAGCACCCUAAGCAACAUCGCGCUGCACUGCUGUCCGCAACCCCUCUGUGGGUGCCACACUAACGACGACUUCUUUCUGCGAGAUGCCGACCGCUUGUCGGAAGACACGUACCAGCACUUGUCCGACAACUGGCGUGAUCAUUUGUUGCGAGCCCGCCUGGAGCAGGCGUUCGAUGUCGAGCUGCCGCUGCAGCGGAACUCCGCCCUGCCGUACUCCACGGUGUUCAGGGACGCCGAGGGGAACUCCUUCAUCUUCCAGCCCACCGAGAGCAGCAGGCCGCGCGCAGCACAUCUGGAGGGUGGACAAGCCUGGGGGGGACUGAACCUUUCGCCGCCAGAUUUCCAUUCGAUGUUUUGGAUCUUGGCGCUGCUACAUGAGCAGUUGACGGCACGAUACUGGGAGGUGAAACGCCGGCUACCGCCAGGCGCCCACAGCGCGCUCAGUCGUGAUCGUCGGAAAGUGGAAGAUCCUGUCGCGCUGGUUCGGCAGCUCGAGGCGUUUAUGCAGGCACAGAUCCAGAUCAACAAGACCCACCAACACGGAACGAAUUUGUUCUCGUUUCAGGACUUGCUUCCCGGAGAUCUGAAUCUGCUCAAAUUAUCUGUGGACGCGGUACAGGCGGCGGCUUUCGUGUUGCCCAACGUUUCGUAUUUAGCUUACGUGUCAGCGGAGCAACGGUGA